AACUUUACUUAUAUUUCAUUCCGGCUGCAUUGAACAGUAUUUUGUUAUUUACAUUUUGUUUACAUUUCUAACAUAGUUUUUAAUUAUUAAAAUGUCUCAGGCGGAUUUCAAACAAACUUUAAGAAAGUUAGACUUUCCAGCUUGCGCAAAGGAGGCGCUGCCGCGUAUAGAGAGCAUAGUGGUCAGCCGCAAUAAACAAAACUUUGCAAUUCAACUUAUUUCCGAAUUUGUGUUUAUGGAACGUCCCAAAGAUGCUGUAGAUAUUCGUAAAGGACAAGCUUUUAACGGCGCACAAUUGAAUUCGUUUCAAGAAUUUCAACUCAUAGUAGUACUCAUUGAAUAUUUCUCUCAACCUGGACCAGAUGCUACACGCAAUGUGGUAUUUCUCUCACUGUUUGGCAGCAAUCUUACACCACAACGUUCCAAAAUAUUGUGUCGUUUAGUGAGCACUGCUGUUUCGGGUUCUGUUGCACCACUGCUCUCCUCCGCUGGAACUUGGAUGCAACAAGUGGGUUGCAUGAAUCCACCAAGCCUGGAGGUGGCACAAAGUUUGGUGAGUGAUUUUGUAACAUUUUCACGAAAAACAUCGGAACAAUUCAAGCAGCUACCAAUGGUUGCACCACACUUCGCCGCUAAUCUUAUGACAACUGUGGCGGAUUUAUAUAUGAAAGAGCAGCAAGGUACAUUAACACCACCACCUGAUGCGCUACUCGAUGUAUUCACCGAAUGGAUAAGUGAAAAUCAUGACUUAUGCUUAGCAUCCCAACAGCCUUUAGCGUUACCGAGCGGCGCCAUAGCAAUGCCCGUUGUCACACCUUUAGCAGGGCUUAUACGCUGGGCAGUAUUGUCACCGAUGUUCUCUAAUCGAUCAUCAUACAGUAAUUUACACCUAUGGCUACUGCAAACAAUGAUGCAAAUAGUUACUGUUGGUCCGCCAACAGCAUUAAACGCACAACAUGUGGCACAAAUUGUGGGCCCACUGCAAUCAUAUGUGGCACGAUUGGUUGCCGACAAGGUCGAACCCAACGAUGAUACGGCAUAUCAAAAGAGUAUGGAGCGCUUAUCGCAAGCAGUGCAGGUAGCGGUAUCUGUAAAUUGCAUGUAUGGCAAUAUACCACAGUUACUGUGUCUCUUGGAAACACUACCACCACAUCCACUCAUGACAAUGGUUAUAAAAUCAAAUAAAAAAAAUUGA
Zeugodacus cucurbitae (melon fly) is the source of this 1195-nucleotide messenger RNA. Its product is annotated as integrator complex subunit 15. NCBI's taxonomy places the organism in Eukaryota, Metazoa, Arthropoda, Insecta, Diptera, Tephritidae. The record is from RefSeq and is a predicted model, not a curated record. The transcript has 2 exons. Bases 92 to 1195 code for a protein of 367 amino acids.